This is a messenger RNA of Notechis scutatus (mainland tiger snake), 438 nucleotides long. The record is from RefSeq and is a predicted model, not a curated record. Lineage: Eukaryota; Metazoa; Chordata; Lepidosauria; Squamata; Elapidae.
AUGGAGAAUAAUGUGAUGUUGAUCGCUUUUGAGAGCUUGUUUCUUCUCUGUCUGAAUUUUGUUUUAGAAAAAGAAGAGAAGAAAAAAUGGAAAGAGAUAAAACUGUUGAAGAAGCUGGAGAAAGAGAGAGCGCGAGAGCAGAUGGAGAAAGAGAGAGAAGAAACAAAACCAACGGAGGAAAAAGGGCGGCACUACACAGUCAGUGUGGCUGUUCCCGGUUCGAUUCUAAGUAACGCCCAGUCUCCUGAAUUGCGGACGUAUCUGGCCGGACAGAUAGCCCGCGCCUGCGUCAUCUUCUGUGUGGACGAAAUUGUGGUGUUUGAAGAACAAGGAGAAACUACCAAGACCAUCGAAGGCAAGUUUGAAGGCAUCAGGGGCAAAGGCCAGGCCUGUGUCCAGCUGGCCCGGAUCCUUCAGUACCUGGAGUGCCCACAGUAA